AUGAAUAGUGCAAAAACCGUCCAACACAUCAUGUACGGUGAGAGUGUACCAGUUACCAAAGCACCACCACCUUACUCAAGUGUGAAUUAUGAUGUGGAACUUCACAAGCGGCAUACAUUAUUUUGCGGAACUGAAGUGCUGCAGACACGUUUCUAUAACAGAGAAGUGGCUGUUGUUGUUAGAGUUGGUUACUUAACUACAAAAGGAGAGCUUGUGCGCUCAAUUCUUUUUCCAAAACCAAUGGGAUUUAAAUUUUAUGCCGAUUCUAUGAAAUUUGUUUUAUUACUUUUUGCUGCUGCUGUUGCUGGAAUGUCGUUCAGUGUCUACCUGUACAUGUCACGCCAUGCAGAUUUGGAAACUAUUCUUUUACGUACAUUGGAUAUCGUCACUAUUGUAGUGCCUCCUGCUUUGCCUGCUGCCAUGACAGCAGGAACUGUAUACUCUCAGAAUCGUUUAUCGAAGUUGGGUAUAUUUUGCAUAUCUCCUCCAAGAAUCAAUGUUUGUGGAAAGGUGAAAUUGGUAGCAUUUGAUAAGACUGGAACACUAACUGAGGAUGGUUUAGAUUUUUCUGCUGUGAUACCUGCAGUUAAUGGCACAUUUAGUGAAGUUGUGAAAGAUGCUUCACGACUUCAUGUGAGAGCUCCUAUUGUAGCAGCUAUGGCAUGUUGCCAUUCCCUGACACGAAUUGAUGGUGAACUUAAAGGGGAUCCUCUGGAUUUGAGCAUGUUUCUUGCUACUCAGUGGGUUUUGGAAGAGCCAGGUCCUGACACAUCAAGGUAUGACACCUUAUCUCCUACAGUUGUGAGACCUCUUGCUGUGAAACCUUUGGACUCAGAUGAUCUGGACAAGUUAACAUUGAUUGGUGGGCUUCUGGAGAUGCCAUAUGAAAUUGGUAUUGUUCGCCAAUUUCCUUUUAUAUCAAGUGCACAGUGUAUGUCUGUAAUCACUCGCGAUCUUGGAAGUCCAUUUAUGCGAGUCUUCUGCAAAGGUGCCCCUGAGAAAGUUAUAGGAAUGUGUUUGGAAAGUUCAGUUCCAACUGACUUUCAUCAAAUGCUAACGCAUUACACUUCUACUGGUUAUCGUGUAUUGGCACUUGCUUAUAGAAACUUGGAACCCUCUGUUACUUGGAGACAUGCUCAGAGAGUGAAACGAGAGCAGAUUGAAGUUGAUAUGUUCUUUGCUGGAUUACUUGUUAUGCAAAACACACUGAAGCCAGAAACAACUCCAGUUAUAAAACAAUUGCAGAAAGCUAGUAUCAGAUGCCUAAUGGUUACAGCUGUAAGUGUUGCUCGUGAUUGUGGAAUGAUUCCUAACGGUGACACUGUUGUCAAUUUGAAACUGGUGACUGCAGAAAGUAAUUCAGUUGACCAAGUUGACUAUGAAAUUCUUGGAUCAAUUACAGAAUCUGAAAAUGCAAAUCAUCAACAAACUCAGGUCAGUUGUGAUUGGCAUUAUGCUGUGGAUGGAAGGACAUGGACUCAUAUUCAUAACACUUUUCCUGAAUUAAUACCUCAAAUUGUUGCCAAAGGCACUGUGUUUGCUCGUAUGUCACCAGACCAAAAAACUCAACUGAUAGAAGCGCUUCAGGACCUCGACUAUGUUGUUGCUAUGGUUGGUGAUGGAGCAAAUGAUUGUGGGGCAUUGAAGACUGCUCACGUUGGAGUGUCUCUGUCAGAAGCUGAAGCUUCUGUGGCUGCACCAUUUACAUCUCGAUCAGCAAACAUUGAAUGCAUAGUGCACUUGCUAUGUGAAGGACGCUGUGCAUUAGUCACUAGUUUUGGUGUAUUCAAGUACAUGGCUCUCUACAGCCUUAUCCAGUUCAUUUCUGUCCUCAUAUUGUACAAACAUGGUUCCAUUUUGGGCAAUAUGCAAUUCCUGUACAUAGAUUUAGUUAUUACAACCAUUUUGGCUGUGGUAAUGGGUCGGACAGAGCCUUCUCCAUCACUGGUGGUUCAGCGUCCAUUGGGAAGCCUGUUGGCACCUAGUAAUAUGUUUCCUCUUUUCCUUCAGCUGGCUCUGGUACAGACCAUCGGUCCCAAGCGGUAAAAAUGACGAAAUGAUAGUUUGUUGGGAAAACACAGUUGUAUUUACUGUUAGUUGUUUCCAGUAUCUCAUUUUAGCUACAGUAUAUUCAAAAGGCCGUCCACAUCGAAAACCAUUUUAUUCUAACGGGCUGUUUUUAGGAUCUUUAAUCAUUCUUACAGUAUUCACCACACUUCUGUUAAUUUGCCCUUUGGAACCUUUGGCAAAAUUUUUUGAGCUGAAGCCCCUCUCGGAUAACUCUAACAGUUUCCGAUACUUCUUGCUACUCUUUCCGGCUGUGCAUUUGGCUUUAGCGUGCUUCAUAGAGUUGUGUCUUGCUAAACAAAAGUGCUCAAAAUUAUUCCUUCAUUGGCUACUGAGGAAGCUCAAACCAAAGAACAAUACAAGUGUGUAAUGAGAAAUGAGGAGAAUCCUAAAGAAUUAUGUGUGCAUAAAGUCCUUGCUGCAUAACAGAAUCUAAACUUACAACAUAUUUCCAACAAAAUCAUCAUCUCCUCUAAUAACCUUACCUCACCACCUGAAAAAUAUUUUUAGAACCGAAUUAAAGCCUUAAAGAUUACUAAAAGCAUGGCCCAUGUGAAACUGCAAUAAACUCCAUUUUAAUAAGCCUAUAUAGAUUAUAUAUAUAUAAUAUAUAUAUAUAUAUAUAUAAUGCCUUGCUUUGAGAUAUUCUUUCCAAUAUAGAUAUUCUUUAUUUUGUAUAUUAUAUUCUAUUGAUUAUCUCUUAUCAUUUUGUAUAAUGUAAAUAGUUGGCUGUAACAAACAAGGAAUACAUAGGAGUUCAUGAAAAGUAUACAUCUUUGUUAUUAAGGCAAUGUCUCUAUCUUGCUUUUCUUGUUAUUUGUGAUUACUUUUCUAUAUAUUUUUAAUACAAAAUUACAAAGUUCUGCAUCAAAUUCUGUUUUUGCAUAAUUUCUUUAUUUCAUUUAAAAUUACAGUUUUUACUGAUUAUGUAUGCUACCACAGCCCCUUUUUAUUCCUUGUCUGAACCAAAUUUCCAUUGAGUAUAUGUAAAUAUAAAUAGUUAAACUAUAAACUAGUACACUUCGGUGUAUCUGUUUUUCACUUGCCAAUUUUACUUGUGAUACAUUUUUAAUAUUGUGAUAUUCUUACAGAGCUGUUACACUAAAGAUAUUCCUAUAGUUUUUAUGAAUAUAAGAAGCAAAUCAGUCGAGAAGACGAAACAGGAUGGAAAGGCUAGACUCUGGGUAUAUAAAUCCAUCCCAUUCAGAGUAGUGGAUUACAUCUUCAUCAAACAAGAAACAAUUAGAUUAGAAAUGUAUUAUUUUUGUUAUUAAUACUCUUAUUUUAUUCUGAUUUGAUAUUUUGAAUUGUUUACUUGCUUUGUAGCAACCAUCUGUUUAAUUUCAAAGAUCUAUGAAGAAUUGUCAUAUUCUCUCGUAAUUUUAAUGCAAUAAUUAGUAAAAUAGGACACUGUUACCAGAAGUGGCAAAUGUUUUGAUAAUGCAGGGGUACAAUUUUUAUGCUUAUAAAAGCAUUAAUUAAUUGAAUAUCGAUCUGAAAUUGCCUAACAUGUUUGUAUUUUUACUAUAUUUACUCUGUUUGAUGACCUUUGACAUAUUGUGGUCAUUGGUAAUCUAAUCUUUUGAUAAUAAAAUUGCAGUUAUUAAACUGAUAAUAAUUUGCAUGUCGUUCGUAAUGUGCUGGAAUUAGAUUUGAAAAGUUAAAGAAUGGCAUGGUUUGAAGCUAUUUCACUUCUUUCAUGAUCUAAAUGCACAUAACCUCUUUGUGAUUUUUGGUCUUAUAUCACAUAAUUAUAUUUCAUAUUCUUCUAUCAUAUUUCUUGAGAGCUAACAUUUCAUUUAGGUACAUAAUUAUGUAGGGCAUAUUAAUAUGCUUGCAUAAUUUUCACUUAAUUAUCAUCUCACUGUUUGUUGAGAAGCAAUAAUAAUACACUUCUUUGACUCAUAUUCAUAUUAUGACAAAAUUUCAAACAAUAAAAACACAUUGCUAGUUUGUCUUGAGCAAACUUUUUAAUAGGGAUAAUUAUAUUUCAUGCAUCAUAGGGAACCUCACUUUAAUCAAAUAGACCAUGUACGUUUCUUUUUUUUAUGUUUCACUAGUUUCAAUGUGUUUGAAUGCACCUUUUUUAAACCAUUGAAAAAAAAAGAGAAAUUGUAUUGUACAUUUUCUUCACAAUGUUGUUUGUUUUUUUCCCUCGACAUUAAUGAUCCUUUUCUUUUGGGCCAGACUGCUUGUGGUGUUGAGUCAAGAAAAGUAGAAGCCAAUUGAAUUAUAUAUUCACAGAACUCUUGAGUGUGUUAAUUGUUCAUUACAUAGUUAUUUGGCAUGGCAAUGUAAUGAUACAUUUUGAGAAUUUGGAGGUAAGACCGGUUGUUUUAGAUUAAAUUAUUGCCUCUUCUAAUGUUUUAAAGAAUUUAGAAUAUUCUCAAUGUUUACAUAAUAUGUCAUAGUUAGUUUUUUAAAUUAGUAGACUUUUUAAUCGUACUAUUUAUAUAUAGUUGUGUUAUCGUAAAAAAUACCUGUAAAUAAAACAGAAUUAAUGCACGAGAGAGAUUUUGUUAAUAAUUGUUCAUCAGAAUUGAAAUUAUAAUCAUCUCCCAUUACUAAUACACUCUCAUUUAUUAUUGUUUUUCUGUACCUUGGUUUUCUUUUUCUUGUAAGCCUGCUCUUUUUUAAUGUUUUUUGAAGUGAAAUAGCUAACAAAAGUAUGGAAAUUGCAAAUUCAUUGCAAUAAAAUAACUUCCAUGACAACUUUUGCCUUACUUUACGCCUUUCAUGCUGAAUUGUAGAUAUUCACAUCUACAUAUUCAGACUAUGAAUUUUCUAGUGAUAUUAUGCCAAAGUAAAUAUUGUUUUUUACCUUGUACAAUAUUUUUAGUACAUAAUUUCUUAGAAGUACGUAAAUGUAUGCUUCUUUUGAAUCAUAUUGACGGUCGUGGAUUACUUGAAUGAGAAUCAAGUAGCUGUAACUAACCUUACAGCCUGCAACUAAUUAGUUUUCCAGAUUCUUUAUAAAUCCUUGUUCUUAUUGGAUUUUUGACGAAUGAAAUGUAUUUUUUGUAGUUGUUUCUUCCCGUAUUAAUUUGUUAUAUACAGGGCUAGGAUUUGUAGGUAAUUGCAUAUUUGUUCGUUUGUUACAAUGAGGCUUUUGUUUUACAAUUAUAAAUUAUGCUUUUUGAAGUGGUUUGAAACCUAUUUGAUUGACCAUAUUUGUCCCUAUAUCCAUAGUAAAUAUUUUCACACAUUUAAGGAAAACUCGCAUGUCAGUACACAUUUCAACAUUUUAUUCGCAAUAUGUUCUGUAUAGCCUUAUCUUUCAAAGUUAUUCUUCUGGGAAGAUUAUUUUCAAAUUUCAAUGCAAUUUAAAAUGGUGAAUUGGAUUUAGAAGUAGAUCUGGAUUUAACUUGCAAUAUAUUGCAAUGUUCAUGUUGUAUACUACAACUAGUGCUGACGUUGAGCGGCAUUUUAGCCAGUACAAAUUGAUAUUAAGAGACAAGGGAAGUUUAACAUAUAAAACAGGGCUUUAUAAUCCACUGCUUUGUAAAUGGCCAAUUAUCAGAAAAGGAUUAAGGAACUGUACUUCUAACGAUACAAUAAUGUUCAGUCUGUAAUUGUACAUGAAUAAAUUUUGUUCUACAGAUAAUACUAAAACUGAAUUCUUUGAUCAUUUAAUACAAGUAACUUAAAAAUUUGUCGAAUACAUAAAUUUUAAUACAUUUAUUCAAUUUUUAUCCUUAUUCGGCAGUUUUUUAGUCCAUAUGUAUGUACAUAUUUAAGUACAUGUUAUUCCGUAUAAAUCCCUGCCCUGGUUAUGAAGAUUGUAUUGUACCUGCUUAAAUAUAAUUUGUUGGAAGUAUUUUUCACAACCAAUUUAUUUAUAAAAGACAUUUAGAAGAAAUGUUUGUACAGAAAAACCUGUAUAUUUUUAUCUUGUACUACAUAAUUAAUUUGUAGCAACAGGAAACUGUGUUAAGCUCGUGGAUGAAAUAUAUAAAAGAAUUCUUUUUUUUUUUUUUUUUUUUUUU
This is a messenger RNA of Gryllus bimaculatus (two-spotted cricket), 6053 nucleotides long. NCBI's taxonomy places the organism in Eukaryota, Metazoa, Arthropoda, Insecta, Orthoptera, Gryllidae. The record is from the annotation of a GenBank genome assembly.